AUGAGGUGUGCGGAUGGCAUUAAAAUUGCCAAAAUAGAAAGAAUUAAUAGGAAGGUGACAAGCGAGGAUGGCGGCUUCUCGUAUGUCCCCACUAAUUCCGUCAUUGUUACGUUCGGCGGAAAGAGAAUGCCCAAGUCUGUGUAUAUGUAUUAUAACAGCAGACCGAUAGAGACGUACGUACCCAGGGUCAUUCAAUGUUUUGGAUGCUUACGGUGCGGACAUACCAAAGCCAUUUGUAAAAGCCCAUCUAUAAGAUGCCCAGCUUGCGCGAAAGAUCAUCCUCUCGAUAUGUGCCCUGACAGAGACGCUCCGGUUUGUCUUCAUUGUGGAGGCAACCAUUUAACCAACGAGCAGAACAAGAGAUUGGCACAUAGAACGUGCCCGGAAUACCUGCGUCAGAAAGCUAUUAAGUCGAAUAUGGUGAACUAUCAAUGCUUGUUCUUUGAGACUGAUAAAUUGUCGAGACAGAAUAGCCAGAUGAAGGCGCAAUAUAGAAUAGCCUUUCCGGACACAAUCAGUAGACAAGUCUCGUUGCCCAGUGAACGGCCGGCUUCUAACAAGAAGCCGUUUGCUCAAGUUGCUCGAAGCCGUUCUCCCCCAGCUUCUACUACGUUUUCUGUUUCCUCAGCAAGGAACAUUGCUUGGGAUCACUCCUAUGAGCCGGAGGCUCCGAAGAGGAAAAUAAUGUAA
Nicrophorus vespilloides is the source of this 690-nucleotide messenger RNA. RefSeq lists its product as uncharacterized. The coding region runs from base 1 to 690 and encodes 229 amino acids. NCBI's taxonomy places the organism in Eukaryota, Metazoa, Arthropoda, Insecta, Coleoptera, Silphidae. The transcript has a single exon. The record is from RefSeq and is a predicted model, not a curated record.